Messenger RNA from Enterobius vermicularis (human pinworm), 1962 nucleotides. The record is from the annotation of a GenBank genome assembly. Lineage: Eukaryota; Metazoa; Nematoda; Chromadorea; Rhabditida; Oxyuridae.
AUGGAAACUGCAGAAGAACGUUUGACGAAGGCACGAGAAAUUUAUGAUCAUCAUAUUAUGGUUGAAAUGCUUGCUCACACGCAUAAUUAUUCGAAAGAUUCGUUACAAUUUGUACAAAGAAAUCUUAUGAAAAAUAAUGUACCUCCGGAGCUUUUCCAGGCUGAAUUAGUUGACCAAAAAAAAAAAAUUGCUCUUCUUUUAGACAUUAUAGUUAUCUGUAGUAAUGCUUCGGGUAUUGCCGUUACUGUUCACCCAUCUUUAACGUCUUAUAUGUGGUUGAAAAGAAAGAAAACUAAGAAACAAAGUCUCAAAAAUAACAGCUUUGUUUUUUUUUUUUUCAGCGCUAAAUUUACCAGGUUUUGCCAAUGGAAAAACCUGGAAUUGAAUAUGCAAUUAACAAUGAACGAUUUUUCGGUUCAUCGCAUUAUUGGUCGAGGUGGUUUUGGUGAAGUUUAUGGUUGCCGUAAAGCCGAUACUGGCAAAAUGUACGCGAUGAAAUGUUUAGAUAAGAAGCGGAUUAAGCUGAAACAGGGCGAAACAUUGGCUUUAAAUGAACGAAUAAUGCUUAGUUUGGUAUCCACAGGUCAAGACUGUCCCUUCAUUGUCUGUAUGACCUAUGCCUUUCAAUCAGCGGAUAAACUCUGCUUUAUACUGGACCUGAUGAAUGGCGGUGAUCUACAUUACCACUUAAGUCAGCAUGGAGUUUUUUCUGAAAGCGAAAUGCUAUUCUAUGCCGCUGAGGUGAUACUGGGCCUUGAGCACAUGCACAACCGGUUUGUGGUCUACCGUGACUUAAAGCCCGCAAACAUCCUUCUCGACGAGAAUGGCCAUGCUCGGGUUUCCGACCUUGGCUUAGCUUGCGACUUUUCUAAGAAGAAACCUCAUGCUAGUGUAGGCACUCACGGGUACAUGGCUCCUGAAGUAUUAGCUAAAGGAGUCGCUUACGAUUCAUCUGCAGACUGGUUUUCAUUUGGUUGCAUGCUUUAUAAACUUCUCAAAGGUCAUAGUCCAUUUAGGCAACGAAGAGCAAAAGUUGGCGAUAAGGAUAAAAAUGAGAUUGAUAAAAUGACGAUGACUCAGGAUAUUGAACUGCCAGAUGCUGGAUUCUCUCCAGAAUGUCGAGAUUUAUUAGAAGGACUUUUAAAGCGCGACGUACCUGAAAGACUAGGUUGCCGUGGAAGAGGGCCGCAAGAAGUUAAGGAACAUCCCUUUUUUGCGGAUAUUGAUUGGCAAACAGUUUAUCUCCGGCGAAUGCCACCCCCAUUGAUACCUCCCCGAGGAGAAGUCAACGCAGCUGAUGCUUUUGAUAUUGGUAAUUUUGACGAUGAUGAAGUCAAGGGAGUAAAGUUGACAGAUUUGGACAACGAGCUGUAUAAGAAUUUCAAUAUAACAAUCUCGGAAAGGUGGCAAAAUGAAAUUGCUGAUACCAUCUUUGAGGUGGUUAACCAAGAUGCCGAUAAGAUGGAAGCAAAGAAAAAGGCCAAACAAAAGGCAAAAGUUAGUGUUGACGAAAAAGAUUCCGAUGUCAUAAUUCAUGGAUAUAUUAAAAAAUUGGGUGGUCCAUUUGCAUCAGCUUGGCAAACUAAAUAUGGCAAGCUGUAUCCGAGCCGUUUAGAAUUAUAUCCGGAGUCACUUAACGGGAGACCAGAAUUAGUAUUUAUGGACCAAAUCGAAGAUGUUGGACCGGAAUUAUCGCCGUUUAAAGGCGAAACAACAAUUGUUAUAAAAUUAAAAGAGGGAUUUAAAGAAACAAAACUGGUCCUUACCAAUCACGAUGAAAUAUCACUUCGUGAAUGGCACACUUCACUGCGUACAGCUCAUCGAGUUUCUUCAGAACUGCUUCAACGAAUGGGAAGAAAAGCAAUAAAAAUUUACGGAGUAAAUCAUGAUCCAAUGUUACAUGACCAAGAACGAACUCGCGGUUUCCUUAAUCGUGCAUCAUCGGUGGAUUCGCCAAUGUAA